Chilo suppressalis (striped riceborer) is the source of this 4963-nucleotide messenger RNA. The record is from the annotation of a GenBank genome assembly. NCBI's taxonomy places the organism in Eukaryota, Metazoa, Arthropoda, Insecta, Lepidoptera, Crambidae.
GGAGUUCUCUUUUCUUCAGUACUAAAAAAUGCACAAAAUAUACUUAUAGGUUUAUUAAACAUGAUAUUUGAGAAUGUAGUUGAGAGCUCGAGAAAAAAAAAGAUAUAGAAGUUGGAAUUCACCAUUAAUGAACUGUUUCUUACGUACAUACGAUAAAAGCAGGAAUUGUAUUAUCAUCAUCAAGGUAAUUUUACACAACAUUAUGGCAAUACAAUUUAAAAAAACAAAACAUGACAUUUGAUUUGACGUUGUCAGUAAAUUGACAAUUUGACAUUCUCGCUCGCUCAUUCAAUUUGACGUUUUGUUCGAUUUGUCAGCUCUCCGAAAAGAAAAACCCGUGUGCGUGAUCAGAAAAUCCCAAUCUUAGUUUUAGAAAAAGUUUUAAUGUGAAAAUAGAAAUCGAAAAUGUCCCUAUUUAGUGAUCUACCUAUAAACAAAAAUGAUGAAAAGCCAAGUGGCCCAGGAGCAGCCGCGGGGUUGUCGCCGUACCUCAAUUUUGACCCUCACUACAUACCAAAAACUCAACCAGAAUUCUUAUACCUGGACGACAGGCAUAUGGCAUCAACGGCAAGAAGAUCAAAUGUAGCUCUACCUAUCAUAGGAAUGUCCUUCAUGACCGGUUCAGGUUUGGGGGGAAUGACUGGCCUUUACAAAGGAUUAAGAGCUACUACAUUGGCUGGUCAAACAGGGAAAGUCCGUAGAACCCAAGUUGUAAACUAUAUUAUGAAACAGGGGACUACAACUGGCUGUACUCUUGGCAUCAUUGCAUCUUUUUAUUCCUGCAUUGCCCUUGGAGUGACAUGGCUUCGUGAUAAGGAAGAUACAUCCAAUACCUUUAUUGCAGCAGCAACUACAGGAGUUAUUUACAAAAGCACUGCAGGUCUUCGAUCAAUGGGGUUAGGUGCAGCUGUAGGCCUCACUCUAGCUGGAGUGUACACCCUAGUUACUGACAAUGACAAUAUAUGGAGCAAAGCUAGAUAUAACCGAAUGUGAUUCUCUACCGCCUAAAUUAGAAUUUUGUAAAUAAUAGACUGUUAUGUUGUUUUAUGUUAUUUAAUGCAUUAAAUCUGUCAGCGUUAAGGACUUAUUUGGGCCAUGUCCAACCGCUCAGACGUAAUGCACAUUUUGUUCUGCCAAUGAUCUACAUCCAGUAUCGGAGCAGCAACAUCAUUAUACAUAAGCCUUUAAAAUAAAACAAAUUGUUUGAAAAAUUAUAAUGGCUAUUUAUUUUUCAUGAAACUUACAUGUCUAUGUAUUUUGUACAAUGUACUGUUUAUUCACAACACAAUAAACAAAGUUUUUGCCAAGAUAAUUCAUAAGCAGCAAUUGGGAAUUAAGAUCAGUGCUUGUGGAAAUUUUCAUUAACCAUAAAACAUUGAGGUGUUCAUACCAUGGAGCAAACACUUUUGCUUUGAAAUCUUAUAGACGACAAUAAAUGUUUGCUAGUCAUUUAUUGAGCAGUAUAAUCAACACAACAAUUUUGGCACCCUUCUUUUUUACCAGAGUAGGUACGAUAUGAAAUUCAAAUGCAGUAAUGUAAAAGCACACGCUUUUGUGUCCAUUUAUGAUGGUAUUAACAGAAAAUAAUCUUAUUUUUGCUAACAAGUUGGUGUAACCAAUACUUAAGUUACAGUUUCCAUUAAUUUACUUAACAUUUAUUUUUAGAGAAAGGGCAUUGUCCAGAUUUAUCCAGAUAUAAAUAUAAUCGUCACACCUAAUUUUAAAGUACAGUGUAGUACAGUUCAUACAAUGGUUACUUUAAAAAAAAGCUUUUGAUAAAUCAGAUGGUAGUGAGAGAUAUAAAGAUCUCCUUUUCUCCUAAUGUUAAGUUUCAGGUACCUAACAAUGUACUAUAGUCCAAAGCGUGCAAGCAAUGCUCCCAUUCAGUUUAUUUAUCAAAGAAUUAUCAAAAAAAAAUACAAGUUUAAAUGUUUAUUGAAGUUGGCUGACCAUUUCGCAGAUAACUUCAAUCUAAACACUCAUAUACAUUGGCGUUUAAUCACUUAAAAUUUUUCAAGAAACUCUCAUGCAAUGUACGACCAACUCUCCAUAGUCUUAUAAUUAUGUAUGAUGUAUAUAUCAAACAGUUCAUAUGUGUUUACUGAUAACAAACUUAUCAUAAUGCCCUUAGUAAUAUUUCGUAACAUAAAUUGCUCUAGCAAGUUAGGUAAUUAUGUACCUAUAACUAUUUAUUUACAAUUCUUAGUUCAUUCAUGUAUGGAUGGAUUUUAUUGUUUUUUUUUUCAAAAUACAUAUAGCCCAAUUUAUUUAUGUAUAGGAAGUUGAUGAAGGUUGUAAAUUUUACAACUAUUCAAUUGACUUAAGUCGAGAUUUCUAUAUGAACAUGUAACUAUAAUAAUUUCACUCCUUUGUAAAGAAACAAAAUCUAUAAGUAUAAAAAUAAUCAACAUUAUUCUUCUGUUUUUUUCUUUAUAUCUUAGACUACACAUUAUAACAAACUUAAAGUAUUGUGGUACUAUUCUAAUCAUACAUUAUUUCAUAAUAUCAUGUGGGUGCCUAAAACAAAUAACUUAUUUACACACUUUAUCCAAUUGUCGCACAAUGUUAAAAUCAUAAUAAUUGUUAAACUCAAAUGCAAUAAUUUUAUCUUGCAUGUACAUCAGUCAUUGUAGUCUAAUGAUAUUAAAAUAUUAUCCUUUAGAACAUUGCUGUGUAAAUCAGCAGAUGAGUGGCAAAAAACACUUUUGAAUGCUGGUUACGUGAUAAGAAAUAACACGUAGAGUGCAAUGAAGAUGAUAAAGUAUAAGGGUUAUUUAUUACUUAUUUUAUAUUAUUAUCUUUUUUAAAAAGACAUCUAACAGCAAUAGUAAUUGAGUAAUUUUAAGAUUUCUACAGUUUGGCCACCAAAAUCAGACACAAGCAAUAUACAUCUUAUCAAAACUAAAUUUUAUUUUGCAGUCAAUGCUGCAACCCCUCUGCUUUGAGGUGCAGCAGUCUGUGUGUCACGUUGCCGCAUUCAAAAUAGACUUCAUAUCUUCUGGUAAAACACAAUUCAGAUCUUCCAACCUCCUUGCUAAUAGUGUCCUUGUGUUGUCAGCUACUGGAGGGUUGCUCUUCAGAACUUCUCUGAGUUUCAACACCAUAUCGACAAUUUCAACUUCUUUCUUACCAACAGACCACUUUUUCAAGUCACUUUCUGCCAAUGCUUCAAGUUGUAAAGCAUGUAGUUUGUUUGUCAAGUUGCUGUGCCUUUGGUGGAACCAAGCACUAAAAUUUGGUGUCUUAAAAAAGUUUCUAUACAGUCCUAUCCAAUCACCUUUGAUCCCAGUUGUUAGUUGAGGCCCUGACUGUUGUAGGGUAGCAAAGAAAUCUUCAGGAUUAAAAGGAUUUGGCACUGGUGGUGCCCUAAAAGGCGAUAUAUUUUUCUGCAAUGGCAUUAGAGAUGCCAUAUACCUUUCGAGUGGUAUCAUGAAACUUUGAGUCAACUCUAGUAAAUGACGUUUAACCAUCGCAGUUUGUACUUCAGAAGGUCGAUCUGUUCUAAUACCAUUGUGUAAUUUCUUGAUAAUAGUCUUAUCCUUCUCCAGAAAAGGUUUAUACUGAGUGUAAACUCCGGGUGCUGUGUCUAACAGUUUUAGAUUGCCAACUUUUCGUAGUUUUGUUUUGAUUGAAGUUGAGUCACCAAGCUUGAUAGUAUGUGGCCAAUGUUGCAAUGUUUUUGUAAAGAAUGGAUUGGUCACACCUAGUAUUACACAAGGUGGGUUGAAUUGUUUCCUUGUGAACUCUUUAAAUUCACUAUCAUGUAUUGUGAAAUAUGGUCUAUAUUCAGCUGAAUAUGGUAAUGGUUGUAUCAAAUAUGUUAAAGCUUGGACUAGCGCAGAACACUCAGUUGGCGAGCUAGCCAUGACAACUAUUGGUUCUGCAGUCAAAACCAGUUCCCAUAAUAAAUGCAAAUGUGAUAUUAGUGUAGAUAAAGCAUCAAACACAUUGACAUCUUGAAUGGAUGCUAAAAUGUGUGGAACAUUGGGAGAACUUACUUUUGCUAUAUCUGACCUGGUAAUCUUUCCUGUCUGUUGGUUAGGUAUAUAUGACUGAAACACUGAACCUAGGACUGGUAAAAGUACAUUUUGUCCAGCAUCCAAUACAGGCCAUCUAUUUAUAUCAUGACAGGCAGCCUCUAGGCUACUUUCCCCCUCCUCAAAAUGCUUAGGUGCUAUCAAUUGAAUAACUUUGUAAAACAAAUUGAUGAAUGGAAGUCUAGUAAGUAAUAUUAUACUUUUCUGAAAGUAGCCUCUUGGUAAGGAUGGGUCCUUGACCUGGCGAAAAUACACGAAGCCCCAGUAGUGCGUCGAAUCCGCCCUGAGGGUGGGCACUGCGUCUUCGUUGUAAAUAAGCUGUUGAUUAGCGAGUGGUGCACGUGAACGAAGUCUGACGUGAAACUGCGUAUCUCCCAUACACCCAGAAUUUGAGUCUGGAAAUGCUAAAUAGCAAAUAUUGCACUUCUCUUGGUCUGUCAACUUUACGCCUGGCGGGUAAACACUUUCCAUAGCUUGUCCCAGUUCCAAGUCGAAAGUGACUACGCAAAUACAAUGUAGCCAAUCUGAGAACCUGUUCCAUUUCGUUUGAAAUUCAACUUCUUCUGCAGACAAUGGAUUGUCUUCAUAGUUUUGUAUCCCACAAGCCAUAAUUACUAAAUUUGCAUGUCACACACUUCAGUUAAACUUUAUCAUGUUUUUUUUACCUUAAUUUCGUUUUUAUCACACAACUUAUUAACAGUAUGAACUAAAAUACAAAAUACACACGCAUUUUAUCUGUUCGUAACGCAAUACAAACAACGAAAAGCACAAGUCGCGAUCCAUAACAGCUGUUCUGUCAAACAUGGCCGCACCCGCCAAAACACAAGUUUGAGUUGAAUGAAUGCUAAUUAUGAAUGAAAUGAGGUGUUAUAAAGUAGAAAAUAUUUUUAAUAUACACUUACCUAUUAUCCAUUAUUCAAACAGUU